Trichechus manatus latirostris (Florida manatee) is the source of this 1968-nucleotide messenger RNA. Its product is annotated as death domain-containing membrane protein NRADD-like. The record is from RefSeq and is a predicted model, not a curated record. Gene Ontology annotation, cellular component: plasma membrane; cell surface. Bases 1048 to 1968 code for a protein of 306 amino acids. Lineage: Eukaryota; Metazoa; Chordata; Mammalia; Sirenia; Trichechidae. Gene Ontology annotation, molecular function: nerve growth factor binding; death receptor activity; coreceptor activity. The transcript has 4 exons. Gene Ontology annotation, biological process: Rho protein signal transduction.
GGAUGUGGGUGGGGAGUCAGGGUAGUGUGGACGUGUGGGGUCUUGCACUGUGUAUCCAUGUUUUGUGGGUCUGGGGAUGGGGGAAGGCCCCAGUCCCGCAGUUCAGGGUGGGGUCGAGAGAACCUUAGCCUGCCUGCUGCUGCGCGCUCUGGUCACAAGCUUGCUCACCAACCAGAACCCAGGGAGAGCACUUCGUGUGGGAAGUCACACAAACAUACACAUCUCACACGUGGCAGGGGCCACCACGGCCUAGACCCACUUGGCCGCAGCGCUGGCUUGAAUUUAGCCACACACAUGGGCACAAGGUCUACACGGAAGUGAGACUGGAGUCCCAGGGCUGCACCCUGCUGUGUUUGUGAAGUGGUGGAUGUUAGAAAGUUGCAGGGCCUUUCCUCAGGUCAUCUUCUCCACCUCUUCUCUAUGCAGAUCCCCCUGCACCCGGACCUGGGGCCUCUCUUCCCCAGGCCUCAGUGGGUACCAGCAGGAUUGGCCCUGCAGGUCCUGAUGGGUGCUGGGACUGAGUGACCCUUAUCCUUCAGGUUUCUAGCCUUCAGGUUCUCAUGGAAUUCCCUGAUGAGACAGGACUAGAGGCCCUCUGGGCCCACAUCUCCUCUGCCCUUGCUGAACCCUCCAAGGUACCCUCCCUGCCAGCCUCUGAGCAGAAAGUGAGGGCUGGACGCUGACCCUAGAGGCAGGAGUGAGAGCAGUGUCAUUCCAGGAAGUCCUGCCUCAGGGCCUUAGGAUGUUGGGAUCCUGUGUUUAUGCUGAGAAGUCUGGGAGUGAGCCUUCCACCAGCCAGUAGGUCUCUGCCCAUCUGUCUGGCCAAGCUCUGGCUGAGGUGGGGGCUGGAGGGCAUGUCUCCCUGGUCCUCCUCUGCCAUCCUUAGACUCAGACCAGGUGUUGUCAAGAUCUUUGAGACAGUGGUUUCUAACCUACCCCCCUCCAUCCUGGGCUGCACCCUGGCGCCUCUUGUUUGGCCAGCUGGGACUAGCGCUGUCUGGGACCUGAUACCCUUACCCCAUCUGACAAAGGAGGAAGCUGGUCCAGAUGGGCAGGGGGAGGAGCACCAGCCCCAGAGCGCAUCAGGAUGGAAUGCUGGGGGGCGGAAGAGGUGAACUGCCCAGGGGACUUCUGAUGUCAGGUCUGAGGCUUUUCUCCCUCGUCAUCUGGACUCAAAAGAAGCCUCCUGGCUCCCUUGCCUGGGUGUUGCCCAUAGCACUCCAACCCCUUCUAGAGAUGCAGUUCCAGAGGGCCCUGCGAGGCAGCAGAGCCAUGCUUCACAACUCCAGCCUCAGGGAGGGCAUGGCCCAUGUGGAGAAGACCCUGAUGGGGCAGGACAGGGACAGGGAAGGGGUGUGGGUGGGGGCAGGGGGAGCCCUGACCCCCAAUACCUCCUCCCCAUUCCCCCCUGAGCCUCCAGGGGCCUCAGGCAGCAUCAUCCCAGUCUACUGUGCCCUCCUGGCUUCUGUGGUCCUGGGUCUGCUGGCCUGCGUGGCCUUCAAGUGCUGGCGCUCACAUAAGCAAAGACAGCAGCUGGCCAAGGCUCGGACUGCAGAGCUGGGGGGCCUCGACAGGGACCAGAUGGGUGGGGAUAGCAGCGUCUUCCUGGACUCUCCCAGCGGCCUGGAACCCUGCACCCCUGACCAGGGACCAAAUCCUGAGCUUGGCUGCCGACUUUACCUUCAUCUCCCUCGGCGGCAGCAGGAGGAAGUGGAGCGGCUCCUGGAGGCGGCGGGCAAACCUGAUAAGGGCUGGCAGGGCCUGGCAGGCCACCUGGGCUACCGGGCUGAGGCUGUGGAGACCCUGGCCCAGGGCCAGGCUCCAGCCUACACCCUGCUGAGGGACUGGGCCAUCCGGAAAGGCAACAGAGCCACCCUCAGAGUGCUAGAGGAUGCCCUGGCUGCCAUGGACCGUGAAGAUGUGGCCCGGAUCCUGAGCCCCUUGGCCGAAGGCUGCUCUGUGGUGUGA